Phycomyces blakesleeanus NRRL 1555(-) is the source of this 4818-nucleotide messenger RNA. RefSeq lists its product as hypothetical. Gene Ontology annotation, biological process: SCF-dependent proteasomal ubiquitin-dependent protein catabolic process. The transcript has 6 exons. Gene Ontology annotation, cellular component: SCF ubiquitin ligase complex. Lineage: Eukaryota; Fungi; Mucoromycota; Mucoromycetes; Mucorales; Phycomycetaceae. The coding region runs from base 1 to 4818 and encodes 1605 amino acids. The record is from RefSeq and is a predicted model, not a curated record.
AUGGAAGACAAAGCAUCGUGCUCGCUUGUUUGCAAGGCAUGGAGGAAACCAUUUCAAAAAUCUAUGUACUCUGACUUUAUCGUAAAAGACAAUUCAUACUUGAUCAAAUGGUGCAGUAAAUUUAUGGAUCCUGAGUGUACCAUCCAAAAAACAGGGCAUCUAUUGCGAUCUUUACACUUAAACUACUGUCCUUAUGUAAAAUCUGGAGAGAUUUACGCUUUACAAAAGACGUUUCAAAAUAUAAAGUAUCUAUCUCUCGAAAAAAUUUGUCUAAAUCCGUCUUAUGUUGGUGGCGCAACGAACUGGUCUCUUUGGAAAACAUUAACGGAUCUCAGGAUUAAUCUUGGUGGCCGAGCACCGACCCGGGCAGACAAUAUAUUACUAGAAAUAGUCUCGAACUUACCUCUUUUGAAACAACUAAAGCUCACUGGGAGAUACUAUUUUCAUGCACAGCCAACAUUCACAUUGAGCGACUCUGAACUCAUUCAUGAACGGCUGCUACACCUCAAUCACUUGGAACUAAGCUCAGCAGAAUUGACUUUUUCCAAAACUGACCUUGAACGUAUGACAAAAGUAUUACCAGCAAAGAAGAUAAAGGCUUUUGGCAUAGAGUCCAAAAACAUAGACCAUCGGUGGCUAUGUUAUUUUGUUCGUAAAUAUCCUAGCCUUGAAAGCCUCAGACUUUCAAUAUCCAAUGAAAGAGUAGAGCCUGAGGAACAUCGGAACGACAUAAUAUGCCAGCCUAGAGACUUGCCUCAUUCGUUUCAGCACCUAAAGAAAUUGAGCUUUGGAGACAUUAGCUAUCAUUACAAGGAAUACUUGCUUUUCUUGGACAUGUUUACUUACUGCAAACUUCCCUUGGAACAAUUGUCGAUUUGUUCACAGGAAAUAAUUGAUGAUUCUAAUACUCCUCAAGACCUUCACACUUUUAUCAAAGUCAUGGAAUUAUGCUCGACCCAAUUCUCUGAAACGCUUAAAGUCUUUACUUUUGAGUACUACGAUAAAAAUCCAAUUUCAAUUGACAUGAUAAUAGAAGGAAAGGAUGCAUUUCGUAACUUGGUUCACCUACACGUACAUUGUGCACUCGUAAACUUUAAAUUGGAUGUCCUUUUUGACACAAAAGUUUGCUUGGAAUUUCUUCAUCUUUCUUUUACUAAUAUUUGUAUCAAUCCAAGUCCAUGUUCCGGUUCAAAAAAGCAUGUAUUACGGUCUUUCAAGGUUUAUCGAGCAACAAUCACAUCUGAUGUACUUCGUUAUCUCUCAUUUCACUGCAGGAAAAUGGAUACAUUGUACUUACAUAAAACAAAGAUUUCUGGGCCUUUUAAUUCGACAACAGGAUGCCAAUAUAUUGACAUGUCAUACACCCGCUUCAAAAUAUUACACAUACACAACACAGAGUUUAUUAUUUCAAACAACCCAAUAUCUAAAAACAAUCAUAAUAUUACGCUCAUAACCCGGCCUGUUAAUGACACUCAUCCAAAAAGCUAUGAAAUAACUGAAGACGCCCAGAAAGUUAUUGAAGAAUUAGCUAUAAAUAUGCACUAUCAUUGGUUUUACAUAUUAGAUGAUAUUCCUAUAAAGGGACUCUCAAAAAGUCAGUCUAACGCGGCCAAAAGAUUCUUUGAUGAUUUCAAGAACAAGAAAAAGAAUGCUAUUAAAACAAGCUUUGACGGUGACAGGACAAGGGAACCAAGGCUAAGCUGGAAGAUGAGCUGUGCCUAUGGAGCCUGGAAGACGCCUUUUCAAGAGUCCAUGCACCAUGUAUUGUUCGUAGAAGACAGUCAAAAACUGCGCACCUGGUGUGAAACAUUGAUAGAUCUCGAGAACACCAGACAAGGCACUGGGCGCAUUUUACGAUCUCUACAUUUAGGCCACUGUGUCCAUUUAACAAGUGAACAACUUUACACUAUACAAAAGACAUUCCCGAACAUAAAGCAUCUUUAUUUGCAGAAUCUAUACAUCAAUACCUCUUAUGUUGGGACCGGGACCAACUGGUUGAUUUGGAAGACAUUGACCGAAUUACGGAUUGAUUUUUAUGGAAUAUUACGAACAAAGCCAGAUAAAGCAUUUAUAGAUACAGUAUCCAACCUACCCUUGCUGAGGCGAUUAGAUUUUGGUGGUGAUCCUUGUAAUCUUGUAGACCAAACGCUCGCCUUGAGCGACUUUGAACUCCUUCAUACACGCUUGAUACACCUCAGUCACUUGGAGCUAAGUACCAAUUUAUUGGUUACUUCCGGCACUGAAGUUCGACGUAUGACAGAAGUAUUACCAGCAAAGAAAAUAAAGAUCUUUAGGAUGUUAUCCAAACAAACAGAUCAUCGGUGGCUUUACUAUUUUGCACGAAAAUAUCCUAACCUCGAGAAACUCACUUUUUCGACAUUCAAUGACAAGGUCGAAUCCGACAAACAGAAAAACGACAUAAUAGCCCUACUCAGAAACCUGACUCGUCCGUUCCAACACCUAAAAACACUACACCUUGGAAGCGUCAAUUACCCUCACAAAGAAUACUUGCUUUUUUGGGACAUAAUUACAUGCUGUAAAGUAUCCUUGGAGUGUAUACAUGUUUACUCGUGUAAUGCAGCGAAUGAUCGAAUUUUUUCCAGAGACUUGCGCAAUUUACCCAAAGUACUCAUUGAGAUAUGCUCAACUAAAUUCUCUGAGACCAUUAAAGACUUGUCUUUCAUGUGUGAUAAACAUAUGAAUAUUCCAAAGAGCCUAAUAAAACAAAAGGACGUAUUCUGCAAUUUGGUUCACCUAAAAAUAAGAUAUCCACUCGAACCUUUUAAGCUGGACGAUCUUCUUGACAAAAAAAUUUUCUUACAAUCACUUACUCUUUUUAAGGUAGUUAUUGACAUUAAUCCUGAUGCUCUGACUAGCACAAAACGACACGCAUUGCGGUUAUUUGAGGUCCAUUAUUCAAAUCUGACGUCUGAUAUACUCCGUUAUUUAUCAACUCAUUGCGGAAACCUAAAUUCGUUACAUUUGAUUAAAACGAUUGUAAACGGAUCCAUUAAUUCUACACCAGGGUGCCAGUUUAUCGACUUGACCUACACUCGUUUCAAAUCAUUGCGUUUAUUGGGUACAUGCUUUAUUUUAAAAGACAAUCCAAAGUCUGAGCAUAAUCUCAAUAUUAUGCUUGUUACUCGACCUGUUGAAGACACUCCCCCAAAGAACCUUGACCAAAUUGAAGCGUUGCCGAUAGUUAUCGGAGGUCUAACAGUCAAGGCACAUUAUCAUUGGUUGUACGCAGAUGGCUAUGGAUUCUUAAAGACACUUCCAAAAAAUCAACACAGCAAAGCCGAAAAAUUCUUUAUGCAAUUUGAAAAAAAUAAAGAAAAGGCUUUAAAGACAAUUUUUUACGAGGACAAAACAAGAAAACCAAAGAUAAACUGGAAGAAGAACUAUGUCUAUGGCUACACCAAGAUAAAAUGUGGCUACAUAGCUAAUUGUGACAUCGAUGCAUGGAAGGCACCAUUCCAAGAAUCCAUGUAUUUCGACUUGUUCGUAGACACUAUUCAAAACCUAGAAAAAUGGUGCAGAACAUUGGAUGACCCUGGGUACACCAAACAAGACACUGGACGCAUUUUACGAUCUCUACAUCUGGGCUACUGUAUCCGUUUAACAAGUGAACAACUUUACACCAUACAAAAGACAUUUCCGAGCAUAAAAUCUCUUUAUUUGCAAAACCUUUAUCUCAAACCGGCUUUUGUUGGAACAAAAACAGAUUGGUCACUUUGGAAGUCAUUGACUGAACUGCGGAUUGAUUUCUAUGAAACUCACGGAACAGAGCCAGAUAAUGCAUUUAUAAACACGGUAUCCAACUUACCCCUGUUGAGACGACUAGAUCUUGGCGGCAAUGCUUUUAAUUGUGUGCACCAAACUUUUACCAUGAGCGACUUUGAGCUCCUUCAUACACGCUUGAUACACCUCAAAGACUUGCGCCUCAGCUCCUAUUCAUUGGAUCUUUCUGAAUCUGACUUUGAGCUUAUGACAGAGGUAUUACCAGCCAAGAAGAUUACGUUCUUUAGUAUCAUAUCCAAUAACACCGAUCAUCGAUGGCUGUACUAUCUCGCUCGUAAAUAUCUUAACCUCGAGAUGCUCAAAUUCUCAUCAGGCAACAAAAACGAUGAAUCCGAAGAACAGAGAAACGAUAUAAUCUCUCUCCUCAGAAGUUUGGCUCAUCCGUUUCAACACCUAGUCGGACUAGACGUCGGGGAUCCCAAUUAUCCUUUCAAAGAAUUUCUACUUUUCUGGGAGCUGGUUGUUUUCCUUAAAAUACCUUUGAGGCACCUGGGUGUUUACGCAUGCGAAGUGUUGAGUGAUCGAAUGACUUCUGAAGUCUUGCAGGAUUUAACCAAAGUCGCCAUGAAAAUGUGUUCGAGUCGAUUUUCUGAAACCAUAAACGAAUUGACCUUUAAUUAUCCACUCGACCCUUUUCAGCUGGAUGACCUUCUUGACGAAAAGAUAUUUUUACAAUCACUUUAUUUUAGUGGUGCGAAUAUUGGUACAAAUCCUAAGUCAUUCUCUAUUUCAAAAAGAUACAGAUUGAGAUCAGUCGAAGCUAAUGGAUCAAAGCUUACAUCAUAUGUACUUCGCUAUCUGUCAUUUUACUGCAGAAAUUUUGAUACGGUGAAUUUGCGUUUCACAAAAUUGUUUGGCUCUAUUACCUCAAUACGAGGAUGUCCCCCAAAAUCAGAAGAUAGCCCCAAUAUUACGCUUGUUAUUCGACCCGUUUCUGAUAUUCCUCCAAAAGAAGAUGACAUGAUAGCAAAGCAGAAAAUGUUGCAUGAAUAUGUGGCUGGACGUGAGGGUGGUUGA